AUGGCUGAGGAAAGAAGCAACGAAUACACGCCUCUUGAUUUGAGCAUGAAAGACAAAGCUGCCCCAAGUACAAGCUUUGACGGUACCCAGGGUGCUUCAACUACUUUGGGCGCCUACAACACGACUUCUGAGGACGCCUUGCAUUACCAGAGGAACACGCAGCGCCCGCCGAUGACCUGCGAGACUUUCAACGUCGAUGGUGUCACUGACAAUGGCAGCACAAGCUGCCAGCACCUGGGGUCCUUCAGGAGCAUCGAUAACGCUAGGCCCAGCACAAGUCGCGCUGCCAUGGAGGAAGCAUCAGCCAAUUCUGAAGACGGCGCCACGAAUGCAGGAAGAAAACGGCAAGAAUCCUGCGGUGUCAGACCAAGUGAUCAAUCGCCUGUGAAGAAAUCGAACCACGAAUGCCAAACAUGUAGUAAAUUGUUUCGCAGUGCUCAUAGUCUAACUCUACAUUAUCGCACGCAUACCGGCGAGAAACCACACAAAUGCGAAAUAUGCGACAAAUCAUUUACGCAGAAGUCAAAUUUGCAUAUUCAUCAACUGAUUCACACAGGCAAAGUUGUUUGCGCCGCAUCAAUACGUAAACCGGCCAAGACCAUUACAAAAUUCCUAACGGGAGCCACGGGCAUCGAAAAGACGUUGCAACUCAUGUGGUGCGAAUUGCUCCGACACCACAUAACGUGCGUGCCUCAACGGAGCAGAGUGGGUGAAGGGAACACCUACCGCUGGGCUGACACGCGAGGUGUUCCGUGA
This is a messenger RNA of Dermacentor andersoni, 756 nucleotides long. NCBI's taxonomy places the organism in Eukaryota, Metazoa, Arthropoda, Arachnida, Ixodida, Ixodidae. The record is from RefSeq and is a predicted model, not a curated record.